This is a messenger RNA of Aureobasidium subglaciale EXF-2481, 3805 nucleotides long. RefSeq lists its product as uncharacterized. The record is from RefSeq and is a predicted model, not a curated record. Gene Ontology annotation, biological process: phosphorelay signal transduction system; protein autophosphorylation. Bases 201 to 3557 code for a protein of 1118 amino acids. Lineage: Eukaryota; Fungi; Ascomycota; Dothideomycetes; Dothideales; Saccotheciaceae. The transcript is spliced from 7 exons. Gene Ontology annotation, molecular function: phosphorelay sensor kinase activity; histidine phosphotransfer kinase activity.
UUCUAUCAUAUCCAAAGGUGGCGGACGAAUUUUGACGACUGAAUUCCAUGAGGCUCACUUGAAAUAUACCCCUCUUUUCACCUCCUUACCAGACGGCUGGAAGUGACCACGACUCAGUGACGUCAAUUUCUUGAAUCGAGCGUGCGUGGUGCAUCCUUCAACACUCGACGACGUGUCGCAAAUUUUAUCUCUAAACAUUGAUGGCCUCUCUGAUGUUUGACGCGUCCUCAGGCUCGCCGGAAACGGACAGACAUCUUGGCUUGGUACAGAAUGUCAACUGGGCCGCCACAUCGAUAGGUGCUAUUGAUGACUGGCCACCGGAGCUUUUACUCUUGUUCCAUUUGAUUAUCUUGGACCCACAGCCCCGGUUGCUUCUCCUUGGAUUGGAUCAUCUGUUGCUAUACAAUGAAGCCUACGCCGAGCUGGUCGGAGAAAAGCACCCCGCUGCUCUCGGUAGCCCCAUUCGAGAAGCCUUUCCCGAAACCUAUUCUUUGACAUUAUCAAUAGUGGACGAAGUGAUUUCUACUGGAAGAGCUUCUGUUGAAAAGGGCUUCACCAUGCCUUCGAUGAGAAAUGGUUGUCUUAUGGAGAUUCACAUGUCUUGGACCAUCGUACCAUUUCCUAAGAAAAGCGCACUUACUGGAUUUUCUGUCAUUCUGCGCGAUGAGACGGAGAAAAAAAUCUCGGACAGAAGGCUACAGACAAUACACAAAUUGACGCUUUCACUGAAUGCGGCCACGGAUGUGUCAUCUCUAUGGGAUACCAUACUCGGGAGCUUGUCUGAGAGAGAAUACGACUGUCCAUUUGCGCUUAUAUACGCCCCUGAGUCCAACACCUUUGUUGAUGACGAACUAGUCUUCCAACUGAAAGGCUCAAUUGGAGAUUUUGAGACCAACGCAGUAGUUGCGAACGUGCUCAACCUGAACGGUACCAGUAAAGAUCGUCUCAACCAAAGUCUGAGCUCGGCUGUUGCGUUGGAAGAACCAGUGCUAUUGACAACACAAGACGGAAGUCUUCCAGAAUCUUGGUCGAAGGCAGCGCAUACUCGGGGCUGGGAAGAUGACUGCACGGAAGCCUUGGUCCUCCCUCUACAGUCUAAUCGCUACCACAAAGUCAGGGCUCUACUCGUUCUAGGAGUGGCCACGAGAUCGACCUACGACACUGCGUACAAGACUUGGACCGAGGAGAUACGAAGAAUCAUCGGAAAUUCGAUACACUCUCUUAGAAAGAAGGAGAUCGCAGCUCUGGAGCUCGCCCAACGUGAGAAGAAAGCUAACAACAUCAGCCGAGAAUACAAUCAUCUGGUCAAAGUCAUGGAACUAAGUGAUGUAGGUAUUUUCAGCUGCGACAGAGACGGCAAUUUACUUCAAGCAAACGAGUCCUGGCAUCGACUUUCAUCAUUUCCUCGUCAAGAUGCCCCCGUGCCAGCUUUUGCUUGGCUAGAAUCCGUUCAUGACGAUGACAAAGAAUUGGUCAUGUCCAACUGGAAUAGCAUGCUUCAAGGAAAACCAGUCACUUACCAGAUGAGAUGGAAGCACCCACAUCGGCCGGAAGGCAGGUGGAUCUUAGCUGUUUGUCUCCCGGUCAUGGAUGAUCACGGAAAGGUUGUCAGUAUCGCUGGUUGCACAACAGAUAUCGAUGCUCAGAAGCGAGUCGAAAAUGAUGCUCUCAAAGCAUUGCAAGCGCUAGAAAGAGCGAGCGCAAGUGAACAACGGUUCCUUCGAUUCACAGCGAGCUCCCCUGUGGCUGUGCAUAUCCUCGAAAUGCCGUCCAUGACUUUGAGUUUCUGUAACAGUGCUUGGUUUGAAAUGCUAGGUAUCACUCCAGUGCCCGUUAGCGAACUGGACUCUUCGUGGGUCGAUGGUAUCCUCGAACAAGACCUGCCUUUGGUUAGGGAAUCCGUCACUCAAAUACUUGCCACUCACGAGCCACAAACGACACAAUUCAGAUUCCGCCGAAUGUUUGUCAGUGGUGACGGGCACAGAUACCAGUCUUGGGGAUCGUCGACGUCUCACCCAGAACUCGAUGAAAAUGGUGUUGUCAAAGCCAUAAUGACGACAACCACAGACAUCAGCCAUUUGAAGUGGGCCGAAGACGUUCAGCGCUCAAGAGUCGAAGAAGCCUUGGAAGCCAAACAUCAUACAGAAAUUUUUGUCGACAUGGUGUCACAGCAUGAGAUCAGAAAUCCUCUUGGAGCAGUCGUACAUUGUGCAGAUGCCAUAGACGAGUCCCUAGGAGAGAUGCAAUCAAUCUUGGGCAAGUUGCCUGUCUCUGACGAAAGGGCUGAUAAGCGUCUACUCGAAUUGGUUGCCAGCAGCGCAGAGGCUGUCAACAUCAUUACAUCAUGUUCCAGUCACCAAAAACGAAUUGUUGAUGAUCUCCUAACUCUAUCGAAACUCGACAGCAACCUCCUCCAGAUUAACCAGGCUCCAGUCCGUGCCAAAAGUAUCCUGGAUGAUAUGCAACGUCUAUUCGAGAUUGAGGCUGGUCGCGCUGAUAUUGAAUUGCGUAUCCAAGCUGAUCCAUCGAUCGAGGCUAUGACAAUCGACAAUGUCAUGCUUGAUAUCGGACGAGUACAUCAAAUUUUGGUCAAUUUGGUGACUAAUGCUUUGAAGUUCACGAAAGAAAGACCGGAACGAAGGGUCACUAUCACGAUGGGCACUUCAAACGAGCGCCCUUCGGAUGGUCCACUAUCUUCCACAAUCGACUUUGCAUUACCCCAUACUCUGAGCGACACAGUUCGUGAGUCUGUAGCGAUAGCCACAGGACCAGGUACAUUUUACAUUUGGUUCAGCGUUAUGGACACAGGAAGAGGCAUCAAGCCAGAGGAGAAGAUCAAGCUAUUCUCACGCUUCCAGCAAGCGUCUCCACGCACAUACUCCAAAUAUGGAGGUUCUGGACUUGGUCUCUUCAUCAGCAGAGAGCUGGCAGAACUUCAAGGCGGUGAGAUUGGUAUCGCUACAGAACCCGACGUCGGAUCAACUUUUGCCUUCUUCGUCAAGACUCGGACGGCUACACCUCCAGCAGAGCAACGGCUUAAAAACGACCUUUCUAUGCGUCCACGCAGCGGUUCUGCUCAGACAAGCUUCAGCAACGAGAUCUCUCAGAUUCACGUCCUGGUUGCAGAAGACAAUCAAGUCAAUCAAAAAGUGCUUAAGAGGCAGCUUACCAAUAAAGGCUACGUAGUCUGGACAGCAGACAACGGGCAGGAAGCCGUAGAAUUCCUCCGUCAAACCCGCUACUGGAACAAAGCCACGCAGAAAGACGGAAAGACUAUCACUAACGCCGCUCCAGACAGAGAACUUCAUGUCAUCCUCAUGGAUACAGAGAUGCCGAUCAUGGAUGGCUUGACAGCAGCAAAGACGAUUCGCGAGAUGCAAAGAUCAGGCGAACUGAGAGGCCAUGUGCCUAUCUUGAGUGUUUCUGCGAACGCGAGACCCGAACAGACUAGCAUGGCUAUGGCGGCGGGUAUGGAUGAUUCGAUCAGCAAGCCGUUCAGGAUUGCGGAUUUGACGCCAAAGAUUGAUCGAUUGGCGGAUUUGGCUCAUGCUAGCUGAGACUAAUAAUCGCUCGUUUAUGAGUCGACUGAAUUGGGUCAAACUGCGGUAAGAGGGAGGGCCAAGGUAACGGUGCAUAUAUAUCAUAGAUGCAUAUGGACGAUGCAUAUAACAUGGGCUGGCAUACAGCAAAAAGGCGUUUAAGCUUGAAUUUUGUAACAACGGCAUGCUUCCAAACAUUCUUCUGAGUCCGAUUUAUCUAUCCUCCUUAUAUUUCCAACUCGGUCACACCCACCCUCUUUCCAUGA